AGCUCCAUGAGGUAGGCGGAAGUGGGCGUGGUCUCCGCGGUAACCCGGAAGCGGACGGCGGCAGGGAUCAUGGCGUGGAGAGGAUGUGUAGUCAGAUGGGUUAAAGAGGAUUUUAUCAGUCAGACGAGUCGGAGAAACGGGUUUAUGCUCCUGUACCAGCAGAGAUGCGGCUUUCGGAAAGUGGCGAAGAGGGUGGAGCCAAAGAUGGAGGCGGAGCAAGCAGAGUUGAUACAGAAAAAAGGCGGGACUCCGGUGAUAGAGCCGCCCACUCCAUCGCAACCUGAGAGAUCACUGCGCAGACUGGUCAAGCCUCUGGUGUUCACUAUAGGGUUUACAGGCUGCUCGUUCGGCACGGCAGCAAUCUGGCAGUACGAGAGUCUGAAAUCUCGCGUUCAGAGCUACUUUGAUGAGGUGCGAGCUGAUUGGCUGGACAAACUGCGACCACAGAAACAAGGAGACCUACGCAAACAGAUCAAUCAGUGGUGGAACAGUCUGAGUGAAGGACAGAGGAGUGUAACAGGCAUCAUAGCUGCUAAUGCGCUGGUGUUUUGCUGUUGGAGAAUUCCGUCUCUGCAGAGAUCCAUGGUGAGGUACUUCACCUCUAACCCCACCUCCAGUGCACUGUGUUGGCCCAUGCUGCUGUCCACUUUCAGUCACUACUCAUUCUUCCACAUGGCGGCCAACAUGUAUGUGUUGUGGAGUUUCUCCUCCAGCGCAGUGAGCAUGAUGGGAAAGGAGCAGUUCAUUGCUGUCUAUCUGUCCGCAGGUGUGAUCUCCUCGUUUGCUAGCUACGUGUGUAAAACGCUAACAGGGAGACUGGGGCCUUCGUUAGGGGCGUCUGGUGCUAUUAUGACCGUGCUCGCUGCCGUCUGCACGAAGAUCCCUGAAGCUAAACUGGCCAUCGUCUUCCUCCCUAUGUACACCUUCACUGCAGGAAAUGCACUGAAAGCCAUCGUUGCCCUGGAUACAGCAGGUUUGAUUAUGGGAUGGCGCUUUUUUGACCACGCCGCUCAUUUAGGAGGCGCUCUGUUUGGCAUCUGGUACAUCUUCUACGGUCAUGAGCUGAUCUGGAAGAACAGGGAGCCGCUGGUGAAAAUGUGGCACAACUUCAGGACGCGAGGACCCGGCACCGGCGGCAACGGAUCCCUCUAGAGCAUCAUGGGGAAAAAAAUAUUACACCGGAUCAGCAUAAUAUACACCGGUUUAUUAGGAAUGAGUGUGUACAGUGUGUGUGUGUGCGUGUGUGCGUGCGUGCGUGCGUGUGUGUGUGCGUGUGUGCGUGCGUGUGUGCGUGUGUGCGUGUGUGUGUGCGCGUGUGUGUGCGCGUGUGUGCGUGUGUGUGUGUGUGUGAAUGAGAAGGAGCUGUGAUCAAACUUAUUGCUGUUGUUCUUUUGGACUAUAAAUAAAAUUUAUUACAGUGUGUCGUUUA
Messenger RNA from Pangasianodon hypophthalmus (striped catfish), 1429 nucleotides. It is a transcript of the gene parlb, whose product is annotated as presenilins-associated rhomboid-like protein, mitochondrial. Lineage: Eukaryota; Metazoa; Chordata; Actinopteri; Siluriformes; Pangasiidae. Gene Ontology annotation, molecular function: serine-type endopeptidase activity. The record is from RefSeq and is a predicted model, not a curated record. Gene Ontology annotation, cellular component: membrane. The transcript is spliced from 10 exons. The coding region runs from base 70 to 1152 and encodes 360 amino acids.